Messenger RNA from Achroia grisella, 2061 nucleotides. RefSeq names its product MATH and LRR domain-containing protein PFE0570w-like. Gene Ontology annotation, molecular function: RNA endonuclease activity; mRNA binding. Bases 110 to 1648 code for a protein of 512 amino acids. NCBI's taxonomy places the organism in Eukaryota, Metazoa, Arthropoda, Insecta, Lepidoptera, Pyralidae. The record is from RefSeq and is a predicted model, not a curated record. Gene Ontology annotation, cellular component: nucleus; cytoplasmic ribonucleoprotein granule. The transcript has 6 exons.
AAUAUUUUUUUGUGUCGAAUAUUACUGUAAUUGAAAUUUUAUAUUCUAAAUUAAAUAAAUUGUGGUGAUUGUGGUAGCAUAAAUAAUAAUAAAUUGAUAUAGCAUUACAAUGGGAAAACCAUCGAUUACUCGACUAUCUGAAAAGAAAACUAUAACAGCAGAUUCAAAUAGCAAACCAUCAAGCACUACAGCUUCAAGCAAAUCGGACGAGUCAAUUUCAAACAAAAAGUCUACAAGAAGCAAAUCAAUGAGUGCAAUGAAGACUCAUACGAAGAAUAAACGGAAGAUGAGAAAAACCAAUAAGAAAAUAAAAAAACUGUUUCAACAAUUACGUAACGAAAGUAACACUAGUUUAUUCAAUCCUGAGGAUAAUAUUGAUCAAUUAUGUGGAAAUAAUAAUAUUUCUCUCAAUACAUCUAAUGAUAACAGUGUUAUUCUCCUAGAAAAUAGUCAGCAAACUGGUAAAAGAAAACAAACAGAUAUUAUUAUGAAUACAUGUAAAAAAAGAAAAAUAAGUACUAUAGUCAUCAAUGACGAUGCAGACGGCGCUGUGGCACAACGCAAUAGCUCUUGUUAUACACCUAGACAGAUUAUAAACCCUAAAAAUUGUUCCACACCAAUACCCAAAAUUUCAGCAACAGUAGUACAAGAUGAAGAUUGCAAUUUAACAAAGGAAAUAAACAGAGAUUCAUAUUUAACUAUAGAUCUCACAACCGACACUACAAAAGACAAUACAGAUCUUAAUGCAGUCAUUGAUUUAGAGAACACCACAGACAAUCAAGAUUGUACUUUUGUGACGGCAAGCAAUGCUAGUUUGUCGGUGAGUGGCGAUUCAGAUGUUACCGUUUUAGAAAAUAAAGGUAAUAGCCGCAAUAAAACCAAAAUGUUCAAUCUGGCAAGUGGUAUUGCAAAUCUGGAUGCUUCCGACAAAGGAAGACUGCUGGAAAUAAUUACCAAGAGCAUAUUUAGUGGUUGUAAUGUGCCAAAGAAAGUAAAGAGUCUUCUACAUGUUAAGGACAGUGAAAACCAAGCAACUGAAACUGUCGAAGACACCUACAUUAAAGAGGUUAUACUUGGACAGUCCACCUCCAGAAAUAGUAUAGGCAGUAAUAUCUACAAUCCCAUGAGAGACGCCAAGAACAAGACUGGCCUGAGGAUGAUUAUUAUAGACGGUAGCAAUGUAGCUAUGGAAUAUAAUAAAGGCAGGGAAUUUUCAGUGAAAGCCCUAAAAAUUUGCAUAGACUAUUUCCUAAAACGGGGCCACGUGGUGAGGGCGUUUGUGCCGAGAUUCAGGUGUAAGUUUGGUAUGAGCUCCGAUCCGAGGUUGCUUGAUGAUUUGGAGCGUGACGGUCUGGUGGUCUAUACACCUUCCAGGGAGAUACAGGGACGCCGGAUCGCAUCUUACGAUGACAGAUACAUAGUACAAUGCGCCGCAGAAUUUGACGGCGUCAUCGUGUCCGGUGAUAAUUACAGAGAUCUUCACCGCGAAAAUCCAAGAUGGCGGUUCGUCAUAGAGAAUAGAGUGCUUCCCUUCACUUGGGUGAAUGAUAUGAUCAUGUUCCCACGUGACCCGUUAGGCUGGAAUGGACCUACUCUAGAAGAGUUCUUAAGGCAUCCACCCGUCACGACCAGUAUAGAGAUUUCUUAGAUUUGAAAUGAAAUUACAUAUUAUCUGUCAAUAGAUAUUGAACCCUAAUGUGAUGGUUAUUGCGAUAUUUGUGAUAAUAUAUUUGUCUAAUUACUCAAAUAUUAGCUGCUAUUAUAAAUUUAAUAUUCAACGUGUUUGUCAUUUUGUUCGUUCAAAAUUGUAUCUAUUUGUGAAUGUAUUUAGGUUUAAAAUAUUAUGUUUGAUUUGCUAUUUUGUAUUAAAUAGAAUAAUACAUAUAUAUUAUAUAUAGUACAGUAUAUCCUACACUGUCGUAGAAAUAUAAUAAUUUAAAUUUCUAAAGGAUUCUUACGCUACAAUAUUCUGAAUUGCAACACUGAAUAUUUAUAUACUAUUUUCUGCUAUGGAAAACAUUAAUAUAAAAUUUUUUAACCAUUUGUUCGUUUAAAAAAUUA